Molecule: messenger RNA, 312 nt
Organism: Eruca vesicaria subsp. sativa (arugula)
Lineage: Eukaryota; Viridiplantae; Streptophyta; Magnoliopsida; Brassicales; Brassicaceae
Source: the annotation of a GenBank genome assembly
AUGUCACACAUUGACUAUUCCAAUUUUUUCAAACAGAAGAUUGAAAGAUGGCAACGUGAAGCAGACGAGAGAUACCCACCAUGGACGAAUAGGAACAACAAAGGUCAUCUAGACCGCUUUUUUUUCCUUCAAGGCAAAGCUCAAAAUUACUUACGACAUUGGAAGCAGUUGAAAAACCGUAAGGGAUACCCAUACGCUGACUUGCACAAGAAGAUAGACGUGUUGUGGCCACACCAAGUUGGUACUUGUCCUGAAUUUGAAGCCACACAUCUGUUGACGUACAUUUUGCAUGGUCUUAGUCGUCAUGGCUAG